UGUUUACAAGAUGACAUCAGAGAGGUCGGUGUUUGUCGGACAUCAAAACUAAAUUCAUACUUUUUAGAUGUUGUUAAUAUGACGUUGACUGUGGAGACACCGUUUUGUGUGAGUGUGUGUGUGUGUGCACAGAUCUGUUUGUGUAGGUCAUAGAGUUUGAUGAAAGAAUAAUAGUGUAUAAACUUAAUCUAAAUGUAGUGGAGGUUCUAUUUAUGAUUCUGUGUCAUCUGAAAUACACAGACUGAGUGUGUCUUUCAGAUCUGAAAUCCUGCAGAACCUGAACUGAGCAUGCAUGCGCGCACACACACACACACACAUGUUAAUCCAGGUUGUGCAACAGGCAGCAGGAUGAAGCAACAGCAACAGAAUGACUCAGAAAACCAGAAGUAAAGAAGAAAAGUAAGAAGAGAGAGAGACAGACGGGAUGUGGGGUGAGACAAUCACUGACCAUAAGAAGAGAGAGACAGACUGGAUGUGGGGUGAGACAAUCACUGACCAUAAGAAGAGAGAGACAGACUGGAUGUGGGGUGAGACAAUCACUGACCAUAAGAAGAGAGAGACAGACUGGAUGUGGGGUGAGACGAUCACUGACCAUAAGAAGAGAGAGAUAGACGGGAUGUGGGGUUAGACAAUCACUGACCAUAAGAAGAGAGAGAGACGGGAUGUGGGGUGAGACGAUCACUGACCAUAAGAAGAGAGAGAUAGACGGGAUGUGGGGUGAGACGAUCACUGACCAUAAGAAGAGAGAGAUAGACUGGAUGUGGGGUGAGACGAUCACUGACCAUAAGAAGAGAGAGAUAGACGGGAUGUGGGGUUAGACAAUCACUGACGAUAAGAAGAGAGAGAUAGACGGGAUGUGGGGUUAGACAAUCACUGACCAUAAGAAGAGAGAGACAGACUGGAUGUGGGGUGAGACGAUCACUGACCAUAAGAAGAGAGAGAGACUGGAUGUGGGGUGAGACGAUCACUGACCAUAAGAAGAGAGAGAUAGACGGGAUGUGGGGUGAGACGAUCACUGACCAUAAGAAGAGAGAUAGACUGGAUGUGGGGUGAGACAAUCACUGACCAUAAGAAGAGAGAGACAGACUGGAUGUGGGGUGAGACAAUCACUGACCAUAAGAAGAGAGAGACAGACUGGAUGUGGGGUGAGACGAUCACUGACCAUAAGAAGAGAGAGAUAGAGGGGAUGUGGGGUUAGACAAUCACUGACCAUAAGAAGAGAGAGAGACGGGAUGUGGGGUGAGACGAUCACUGACCAUAAGAAGAGAGAUAGACGGGAUGUGGGGUGAGACGAUCACUGACCAUAAGAAGAGAGAGACAGACUGGAUGUGGGGUGAGACAAUCACUGACCAUAAGAAGAGAGAGACGGGAUGUGGAGUGAGACGAUCACUGACCAUAAGAAGAGAGAGACAGACGGGAUGUGGGGUGAGACAGUGUUGUUUAACCUGCUAGUGCUGAUUCUUUGUGUUUCAGUGAUCCUGAGUGUGGGAGCCUGUCUGUGAGGGAGGAUGAGUGGUGGUAAAAAGAGGAGUGGCUUCCAAAUCACGAGCGUGACUUCAGACAGCGUCGUCCUGACCGUUCUCCAAUCAGCAGCUGCCUUUUGCAGCCCUCAAGGAAGCUCCUCCCAGCCCACCACCCCCUCUCUGAAGAGGAAAUACAUCUCCCAUGAUGCCUUUGGGCAGGGGGUGGGGUCUUCCUCCAGGUUCAGGGUGGUGAGGCUGGCGGUGGGAGGGGCCUGUGAUGGUGGGCGGGGCGAGCCAUAUCGCCGCGGGCGAUGGACUUGCACAGAAUUUACAGAGCAUCUAGAAGGGGCGGGGUUUAGGCGGGUGAUGGACUCUAUGAGACAUGCCCACUCGCUGGAAUCCUUGGAGAUCAUUGGCCGAGACAUAGACAGGGGCGGAGUCCAUUCCCAUUACACCGACCACCUUUCUGCUCAGCCAAUCAAAGGAAAGGAAGAAGCAAGUCUAAUACAGCUGAGUGAGCCAUCUUCACCAACACACCAAGAACCAAUCAUCCGGCUCCUGGACUGGAAAGAGCCAAUGGGAGCUCAGGGUUCUGACUCCAAUCCUGCAUCUCCCUUGACCCGCCCCCGAAACAUCCUUCCCCCGCUGCGAUUGGACGUUGACUCUCCCGGCCGGUCUGUCUUCAAACUGUCUCACUCUCAACCAAGCUCCCCCCCCGCUGGAGCGUACCAUCCCCCUUUGACCCCUGCUCGAACGCCAGCAAUCUUCAGUCUGGACCAAGCCAUCUUCAGCCUGCCGGGGGACGCAAGCAGCUCCGGCAGCAGUCUGAUUGCCAUCGACAACAAAAUCGAGGCAGCAAUGGACCUGGUUAAGAGUCACCUGAUGCUGGCGGUCAGAGAGGAGGUGGAGCUUCUCAGGGAACAAAUCAGAGAGCUGCAAGAAAAUAACCUACAGCUGGAGAGAGAAAACCAAAUCCUGAGAAGACUUACACACAAUGUACACAACACACACAACCCCUAACACACACUAACACACGUACAGAAUAAAUAUAAUAUACAGAAUCCAAACAGCACCUAACUCACAGUAUGCACACAAUAAACAACACACACAUUGUACAUAAUACACAUCAUGUAACACACAA
Messenger RNA from Pungitius pungitius (ninespine stickleback), 2604 nucleotides. Its product is annotated as TSC22 domain family protein 4-like. The record is from RefSeq and is a predicted model, not a curated record. Gene Ontology annotation, biological process: regulation of transcription by RNA polymerase II. NCBI's taxonomy places the organism in Eukaryota, Metazoa, Chordata, Actinopteri, Perciformes, Gasterosteidae. The coding region runs from base 1509 to 2483 and encodes 324 amino acids. The transcript is spliced from 4 exons.